Messenger RNA from Paramormyrops kingsleyae, 1716 nucleotides. RefSeq names its product E3 ubiquitin-protein ligase RNF146-like. Gene Ontology annotation, biological process: Wnt signaling pathway; ubiquitin-dependent protein catabolic process. NCBI's taxonomy places the organism in Eukaryota, Metazoa, Chordata, Actinopteri, Osteoglossiformes, Mormyridae. The record is from RefSeq and is a predicted model, not a curated record. Gene Ontology annotation, molecular function: zinc ion binding; ubiquitin protein ligase activity; poly-ADP-D-ribose binding. Gene Ontology annotation, cellular component: cytoplasm; nucleus.
AGGCACUCCCAGGUGUUUCAACCGUCAUUAAAUAUUCAAUCGUGUUACGCAAACUAUAUUAUAAGGUUAUAAUGCCCAUUUGUACUGAAGAAAAUAAACCAUUUCACCCUUGAACAACUUUCUGGUAAUUAUUACUAAGCCUCUAAACGCACAUAACAGAGCAGCGCGCGAGCGACUACGCUGGGACGUCGCCGCGUAAUGGCGUCAGACGUCGCGCAAGAGGGUGGUUCGGCCCGAGCUCCGCGGUGUCUUCCUCGGUAAGGGCUGUUGGUAUGGUCGUCUGAUCCCGGUGUUGCCCGGCUGGCUGUUUUGACAGUUACAGAAAUCUCAAGAGGCACUCAGACCCACCGAUGAUACCCCUGUAAAGACCGACUAUACAUGUGCUAGAGCAGUGUCCCUGCCCAGGGUCCUGUGUCACCCUGCCUCUGCCCUUCUACAGGAUGGCUGGCUGCAGUGAAGUUGACCUCACUAUGAACACGCUCCCCUCAGGCCAGAAAAGUGGCAACGAAGUUUGCUCAGGUGCCCCCAGCCUGCCAGUCCCCGAGUGUGCCAUCUGCCUGCAGACUUGCAUCCACCCGGUGCGGCUGCCCUGCAAGCACAUCUUCUGCUUCCUGUGCGUCAAGGGUGCCUCCUGGCAGAGCAAGCGGUGCGCCCUCUGCAGGCAGGAGGUCCCCGAGGACUUCCUGGAGCGGCCGACGCUCCUGUCGCCGGAGGAGCUGAAGAACGCGGGUCAGGGCCGCAACGAGCACGCCUGGUACUACGAGGGCCGCAACGGCUGGUGGCAGUACGAUGAGCGCAGCAGCCGCGAGCUGGAGGACGCGUUCACCAAGGGCAAGAAGAGCACAGAGAUGCUGAUCGCCGGCUUCCUGUACGUCGCUGACCUGGAGAACAUGGUGCAGUACCGGCGUAAUGAGCACGGGCGGCGCCGCAGGAUGAAACGUGACGCUGCCGACAUCCCCAAGAAGGGCGUGGCCGGGCUGCGGCUGGACGCCGAGGGCAUGCGCGAGAGCUCCGCCGAUGGAGCAGACACCACGGGCCUUCAUGGCACCGCCAUCGUGGCUGGAUCUGUACCCCUAAGACCCCCCACCGCCCUUGGGGGCCAGCCUGAGGAUGCCCCCGUAUCUUGGCUCGACACAAGCCCCUCGCUGGAGAGCUCUUUUGCCCAGCUUCAGGUCUCCGACCCGGGGGAACUAGAGCGAGUCAGGAGUGCAGAGGGGGAGGGGGACGAGGACACGACCUCCCCGUCCCGAGGGCCCGGUGGCCCGGACACCGAGGACGAAGACGAGGAGGGGCAGGAGGAAGGCAUGCGGGCCAGACAGAGACUGAUGCUGAUGGCAAAUCUGGAGAGAAGACAUGUGAGAAGGAGCCAAGCAGAGAGGCCGCCCCCUGGUGGCGAGUCUGCCAGUGGCAGUGAGAACUCCAGAAGACCGGAUGGCCAGUGUACAGUGACUGAGGUGUGAAAAGAUUCCAUGGCAGGCCAGUGUCCUCUCUGCUAAACCAACACUCCAGACGAACAGUAAAGGUCUCCUUAAGAAAGAAGUCCUGUUGGAAUUCUAUAUUUUAUUGCCUUGAACCACCCCUUAAGCUGAGGUGUGACUGGAUUUUGGAAUUUAAUUUUCCAGCUGUUUGUCCCCAAAGGGCCUUGAUUGUCACUUACGAUGUUAACUACUCACCUCCCCUUUAAACCCCUAAUAAAUGUUCUGAAUAGUUUCAUAA